Messenger RNA from Cynara cardunculus var. scolymus (artichoke), 931 nucleotides. Its product is annotated as chitinase 6-like. NCBI's taxonomy places the organism in Eukaryota, Viridiplantae, Streptophyta, Magnoliopsida, Asterales, Asteraceae. Bases 16 to 825 code for a protein of 269 amino acids. Gene Ontology annotation, biological process: carbohydrate metabolic process; chitin catabolic process; cell wall macromolecule catabolic process. The transcript is spliced from 2 exons. The record is from RefSeq and is a predicted model, not a curated record. Gene Ontology annotation, molecular function: chitin binding; chitinase activity.
ACCCACAAAAACAAAAUGAAAAUAACCCUUCUGUUCGCCGGAAUAUUCCUUGCCGGAAUCUUCCUCCCGGAGCCGGUUACGUGUCAGAAUUGUAAGUGUGCUCGGAACUUGUGUUGUAGCCAGUAUGGUUACUGUGGCACCGGAGCCGCUUAUUGUGGAAAAGGCUGUCAAAGUGGCCCGUGUUCUCUACGUGCUCGUGUAAAUAAUGCUUCCAUCCCUGGUAUAGUGACGUUGCCAUUUUUUAAUAGGAUUAUUGCCAAGUCUGCAAGGAACUGUCCCGGGAGAGGUUUUUACACACGGGAUGCGUUUCUUAAAGUCAUAAGAGACUACCCACAUUUUGCUAGAUCCGGUUCGAUCGAUGAUUCGAAAAGGGAAAUCGCGGCUUUCUUUGCUCAUGCUUCUUUUGAGACCGGAUAUUUUUGUUAUAUAGAAGAAAUAACUGGUCGUUCAGGAAAGUACUGCGACAAGACCAACACUAAAUAUCCAUGCAACCCUAGAAAGAGUUACCAUGGGAGAGGUCCGAUCCAACUCUCAUGGAACUACAACUACGGUGCAGCCGGAAAGAGCCUUGGGUUUGAUGGACUCAACAACCCUGAGAUCGUGGCUAAAGAUCCGGUGGUUUCAUUCAAGACCGCCUUAUGGUAUUGGAUGGAGAACGCUCACUGGGAUUUUGCUUCUGGUAAUGGGUUCGGAGCUACAAUCCGAGCCAUCAAUAGGGUAGAAUGUGAUGGUGGGGACCCUAAAACCGUGAGCUCCCGUGUCUCGUAUUAUACUGAUUACUGUAAACAACUUGGUGUCGGAACCGGCAAUAACCUUAGGUGCUAGACUUCAGUUGUAUUAGCACCAAAUGAAAACCAACACCUGUUUAGCUUAUACGGUUUUUCGUCAAUGAAAACCGACACUUAGACUGGCUUAUACGGUAUUUCAUCAA